This is a messenger RNA of Culex quinquefasciatus (southern house mosquito), 2243 nucleotides long. Its product is annotated as phospholipid scramblase 1. The transcript has 6 exons. Gene Ontology annotation, cellular component: plasma membrane. The coding region runs from base 269 to 1375 and encodes 368 amino acids. Gene Ontology annotation, molecular function: phospholipid scramblase activity. NCBI's taxonomy places the organism in Eukaryota, Metazoa, Arthropoda, Insecta, Diptera, Culicidae. The record is from RefSeq and is a predicted model, not a curated record. Gene Ontology annotation, biological process: plasma membrane phospholipid scrambling.
AAUGCUACGAAGUGAAAGUGCUUGAAGUGCGUGUGACGUUAGGCAGAGAAUUAGCAAAAAGCCCAAAACAAACUUAGUCAAGUGAUGAGUAAUACACUCAUUUUCUUAUGUUACCAGAAGUAAACUGAAGUAAAGAACCAGCUCUGUAAGGUUUUAAUCCUCACGAGGUCCCGUCGCUGCUAGUACAAAUCUACCACAGAGUAACUCUACAGUUCCCAAGCACAACCCUUCUAACGCGCAACAAGUUCUUCCGCACAACUCGACAACGAUGAGCUAUCCACCUAGUGCCCCGGGAGGACAACCGGGAGGAUACGCUCCGUACGCGCCGUACCCGCCGGGCCCGAUCGUGGACGAUAAAGGUGGCCAACAGCCGGCCUACUCGCCGUAUCCACCGAUUCCGCAGGAAGGAGGCCCGCCCAUGGGCUAUCCACCACCCGGGCAGGCCCCCGGUUAUCCACCGGGACCACCGAUGGGGGCGUACCCACCGCCAACCUACUACUUUCAGUCUUCGCCGUACCCUCCGGCUGGCCCCGGAAUGAUGAUGUCCCCACCGGGACAGUAUGCUCCGGCUCAACCGUACGGAGCCUAUCCGCCGCCGGUUAUGGUUCAGCCGGGUGCUCCGGGAAUGGCCCCGGGUCAGCCCCAGCAGCAACAGCAGCAAGGAGGUGGCUGGAUGACUAUUCCGCAAGGAAUACCGAACUGUCCGCCCGGCUUGGAGUACCUUACGUCCAUUGACCAGCUGCUGGUGCAUCAGAAGGUCGAGCUGCUGGAGGCGUUCACCGGGUUCGAGACCGCAAACAAGUACACCGUGAAGAACACCCUCGGCCAGAAGGUGUACUGGGCGGUCGAGGACACGGACUGUUGCACCCGGAACUGCUGCGGGCCGGCUCGGCCGUUCGACAUGAAGGUGCUGGACUUUUACCAGAACGAGGUGCUGCACUUUAACCGUCCGCUGCGUUGCCAGUCGUGCUGCUUCCCGUGCUGUCUGCAGGAGCUGGAGGUUUCCGCCCCGCCCGGAAACGUCAUCGGUAUGGUCGAGCAGAACUGGUCCAUUUUUACGCCCCAGUUCAGCAUCAAGGACACCAGCGGAAACACGGUGCUCCGGAUCGAGGGACCGUUCUGUACGUUCAGCAUCUGUGGUGACGUGGAGUUCAAGGUCGUCACCAACGAUGGCAAUCAGGUGGGUAAAAUCUCCAAGCAAUGGUCUGGCAUUGCGCGGGAGAUGUUUACCGACGCAGACCACUUUGGCAUCAACUUCCCAAUGGACUUGGACGUAAGGGUGAAGGCCACACUGCUGGGAGCAUUGUUCCUCAUCGACUACAUGUUCUUCGAAAAGAAGGGCAACGCUGAACAAGAUCGACCAGGAAUGUUAUAAAUUACAACUUUGACCGAAAACAUUUCCGGUGAAAAUACCUCGAACAGAUGGAUGAUGAUUUUCAAAAUGAUAAUUCUUUAAUUGGUUAUUAGCUUCGGUUCUAAAAUCGAUAUCGGUUUUCUCUAAAGUUAAAUGCAUUUAAGUAGUAAUGCAUCACGAAGUCGUCAUCCAACUGAACCUAGUAAUUAGGUGUUUUGAUAAACUGAGAGCACAAUUCAAAUUUGACUCAAACUUUUUUUCACUGUUGGCAAACCAACGCAUUUUUUUGAAAGUUUUAUUUUAAUUCGUUCGUUACUUAUAGCAGCGCUUUGUUGUUUGUUAUGUUGCUUGAAUGCAUUGAAAUAGAAGGAUAGAAACCAACGAGUGCCAGAAACGCAAAGCAAAAGGACCUGAAUGAAGCGGCUUAAAAAGUAUAUUUAAAAGAAAGGAGAAAAAAGCAAAGAGUUCACGACGUAUAUAUUUUACGUAAUGAAAAUCUGAUUCAUCAACAAGUGGCAUCGAAGUGUAGCACAAAAUUCAAUCUCAAAUACACACUACUCCACAACAUGCAAACAGCUGUUACCGAAACAUGCACAACGUGAAUUACCAGUGUGUUGUUAUUGCAUAAAACACUACAAUUUACCAUUUAUAUAAUAACCUUAUGAAUAUGUUGUAAAACAGGCUUGGUGCGAGAAUGUAAUCGCGAUCGGACGCGCAAAAUUUUCAUCUUAUUGUACGAGUUUUGCUACACACUACUCUUAACUUCCAUUUACUCGAAGCUAGAAACAUUUUUACACCCUAAUCCACUAUUGUCUCUACCCUUGUUGUUCAUGAAAAAAGCAUAAAAGUAUAAAUGGAAUCAAUAAAUCUGUACCACAAAGCAUAAAAA